CUUCUCAAAUUGUCUUCUUCCUAUUUAACAAUCUUCAAACCGUUUUCUCAUUUGUCAUUUGAUUCAAUACCCACAUCACUUGUGUUUUUUUCUUAGUGACAAACUCGCAACAAGAACAAAUUAAAAUGAGUCGAUUUUGGACUUUUCUCACUCAUGUUCAUGGAAUUUCUGGGCCUGUCUUGAUGUUGCUGUACCCCUUAUAUGCAUCUGUGAUGGCCAUAGAGAGCCCUUCUAAACUGGAUGAUGAACAGUGGCUUGCAUACUGGAUUCUGUAUUCGUUUCUAACUCUUACAGAGAUGGUCCUCCAGUCCAUUUUAGAAUGGAUUCCAAUAUGGUAUACAGUGAAGUUAGUGUUGGUGGGAUGGCUAGUUUUGCCACAGUUCAGGGGAGCAGCUUUCAUAUAUGAAAGAUUUGUGAGGGCCAACUUGAAGAAAUAUAGUGGUGGAGUAAGCGAUCAUCAUCAUCAUGAUUCUCAUCAAACUUCGCAGAGUGUCAAGGGCAAGAACAAGUUUGUUCAGUUCAUAACCCCUAAAAAAGGAGAGCAUGAAGUUUACUAAAGCUGGGAGCUGAUAAAGAGGAGAAUUAAUUUCAAACUUGAUGACUGGUGCCUUGUUGCUUUCGGUUUCAGGCUUUUUUUCUUUGUUGGUUUUUGUAAAUAUUUUCAACUUUAAAUGACUCUAAUGUAUUACUACCUUUUACCGGUUAAAUGGGCACAUUUGUGCACUUUUAUGUUCUAA
Molecule: messenger RNA, 737 nt
Organism: Mercurialis annua (annual mercury)
Lineage: Eukaryota; Viridiplantae; Streptophyta; Magnoliopsida; Malpighiales; Euphorbiaceae
Product: HVA22-like protein e
Exons: 5
Coding region: 126-557 (143 amino acids)
Source: RefSeq, a predicted model, not a curated record